ACCCCAUCUUUUUUUUUCUCAGAAAGGUAUAUUGGGUUCGGAUCCGAACUAACCCGAAUUAUCACGUCCCAGUGACCCUAUCCACGCGAAAUCGCGCAUUCCUCCUACCCUUCAAACUUAUAGGCAAGGGAACAAGAGGAUCGAUCACAUCGUAUUUAUCAAUCUUCUGUUUAUCCUUAUUAAGAAAAAUUAAGAACAGAGAAGAAGAUGGAUAGGGGCAAAGCAGUAAUGGGAUCAGGUCGUAGAUGGGCUGUUGAUUUUAACGACCAUUCAGUCACUCCCUCGUCUCGCGAUAUCCCUGACCCUCCUGGCUUUACUCGCGCUUCUCAAGAUCAGGAUGACUCGUCGUUGAGUCGUCAAAAGAAGGAUGCAGAAGCUAAUUGGAAAGCCCAGAAAGCUUGGGAAGUGGCACAAGCUCCAUUCAGGAAUUUGCUGAUGAUGGGGUUCAUGAUGUGGAUGGCUGGAAGUACGGUGCAUCUUUUCAGCAUUGGCAUUACAUUUUCGGCUCUUUGGCAGCCAAUAAGUGCGCUUCAAGGUGUUGGGAAGGUGUUUGAGCCAUACAAAGAUAAUAAAGUUGAUCUUCUUGCACCUAAGUUGCUCUUCAUUGCCCUUAAUUUGGGCGGUUUAGCUCUGGGGGUUUGGAAGCUUAACACUUUGGGCCUUCUUCCAACACAUGCAUCAGACUGGGUGUCGUCCUUAUCCCCCUGCUCAGGAGGUGGAAUAUUCAGGUGGGGGAAUUCCUCUACAUUAGUUAGGUUGCUUAAUGUUGUCUGAAGGCCUUUGAAGCUGAAGGUAAUUACAGAGCUAGAUGGAACUUGCUUUUCUUGUCUGAUUGGAUUGUUAUAUUAUAUCGUGGGGUUUUAGGCAUGUAACUAUGCACACCAGUAGAUUUUAUUUUUUUCUUUUUGAUCUCAUGAACCCUGUAGCAUGUGAGUAAAAUCUACAUGGGCAUUAGUACCUCACGUUACCUACUUUGGAGGUUAACAAUGAUUUUGUGAAUUCCUAUAUUUCUCUGUUUUGUCAAAAGCAUGCCUAUGUUUCUCCUGGUAA
Messenger RNA from Carica papaya (papaya), 1050 nucleotides. RefSeq names its product ER membrane protein complex subunit-like protein. Lineage: Eukaryota; Viridiplantae; Streptophyta; Magnoliopsida; Brassicales; Caricaceae. The record is from RefSeq and is a predicted model, not a curated record.